This is a messenger RNA of Erigeron canadensis, 1422 nucleotides long. Its product is annotated as protein DETOXIFICATION 19-like. Bases 1 to 1422 code for a protein of 473 amino acids. The record is from RefSeq and is a predicted model, not a curated record. Lineage: Eukaryota; Viridiplantae; Streptophyta; Magnoliopsida; Asterales; Asteraceae. Gene Ontology annotation, molecular function: xenobiotic transmembrane transporter activity; antiporter activity. The transcript has 7 exons. Gene Ontology annotation, cellular component: membrane. Gene Ontology annotation, biological process: xenobiotic detoxification by transmembrane export across the plasma membrane.
AUGCCGGAAUAUACAGCUCCAUUGAUAGCUAAGCCGGCGGAUGACGCUGUUGACGGUAGUGAUUGUGGAGACAAUAAUGGUUGUUGGCUAAAGGUGAUGGAUUGGGAAGAGGCUAAGAAUCAGAUAUUAUAUUCUAUCCCAAUGAUAGUAACAAAUGUUGCUUACUAUUGCAUACCAUUAGUAUCUGCGAUGUUUGCGGGCCACCUAGGCGAAGUUGAGCUCGCCGCGGCUAACCUAGCCAACUCUUGGGCCACAGUCACUGGAUUCUCCGUCAUGAUUGGACUAAGUGGUGCACUGGAAACGUUAUGUGGGCAAGGAUUUGGAGCAAAACUAUACAGAAUGUUAGGAAUAUAUUUACAAGCAUCUUGUUUGAUUUCCAUUUUCUUCUCCAUCCUCAUCUCAAUUCUUUGGCUUUUCACCGAACCUAUCCUACUUAUUCUUCAACAAGAUCCCCAAGUCUCUAAAAUGGCUGCGCUCUACAUCAAGUAUCUUAUACCUGGUCUAUUCGCCUAUGGGCUUUUAAAUAACGUGUUGAGAUUUCUCCAAACACAAUCCACUGUAUCACCUUUAGUACUGUGUUCACUUGUCCCGUUAAUCCUCCAUAUCAGCAUUACUUAUCUACUUGUACGUUCGACUUCUUUAGCAUUCAUUGGGGCUCCUUUGGCCGUUUCAAUAUCUUUAUGGAUUUCAGUACUUAUAUUGGCGGGCUACGUGCUAUUUACCCAACAGUUUAAGGAAACAUGGCAGGGUUUUUCAUUGGAGUCUUUCGAUCACAUUUUUGUCAGUUCAAAGCUUGCUCUUCCCUCGGCUGCAAUGGUUUGCUUAGAAUAUUGGGCUUUUGAGUUACUUGUUUUACUAGCAGGAACUUUUCCAAAUUCAGAGAUAAUGACUUCCUUGAUUGCAAUGUGUGAAAAUACAGAAACAAUCGCCUACAUGUUUACCUAUGGGAUCAGUGCGGCUGCAAGCACACGUGUGUCAACUGAGCUAGGAGCUAAGAAUAUCAAUAGAGCUAAGAAAGCAAUGGGAGAGUCUCUAAAGCUCUCCAUCAUCCUUGCUCUUGCUGUUGUUUUAGCUCUUGGAUUUGGUCACCAUAUUUGGGCCGGCUUUUUCAGCAACAGUCAAGUGAUCAUAAAUGAAUAUGCUUCCAUGACACCCCUCUUGGUGAUCUCGAUCAUCGUUGAUUCUGUCCAAGGAGUCUUAUCAGGGGUGGCAAGGGGUUGCGGUUGGCAACAUCUGGCUAUGUACAUUAAUUUGGCAAUGUUUUAUCUUAUUGGCAUGCCGGUUGCGGUUGCCCUUGCUUUUCUAGUGAAACUAUAUGCAAAGGGGUUAUGGAUUGGGUUAAUUUGUGGACUCUCGUGCCAAACUGGUGGCCUUCUACUACUUGUAUAUCUUAACAAGUGGGCUCAAGUGGAACUUAAAUGA